This is a messenger RNA of Sus scrofa (pig), 4392 nucleotides long. It is a transcript of the gene SYNGR1, whose product is annotated as synaptogyrin 1. Gene Ontology annotation, cellular component: synaptic vesicle membrane; neuromuscular junction. The record is from RefSeq and is a predicted model, not a curated record. Lineage: Eukaryota; Metazoa; Chordata; Mammalia; Artiodactyla; Suidae.
CCAGUCGCCCAGCAGGGGACGCGGUGGGGGGGGGCCGCGCACGCGCACCGGUCGGCGGCGCGCGCCGAGCGGGGGGCACCGCGCGGGUGCAGCCACGAUGGAAGGGGGUGCUUACGGAGCGGGCAAAGCCGGGGGCGCCUUCGACCCCUACACCCUGGUCCGGCAGCCGCACACCAUCCUGCGCGUCGUGUCCUGGGUGUUCUCCAUCGUGGUGUUCGGCUCCAUCGUGAACGAGGGCUACCUCAACAGCCCCUCCGAGAGCGAGGAGUUCUGCGUCUACAACCGCAACCCCAACGCCUGCGGCUAUGGCGUGACCGUGGGCGUGCUCGCCUUCCUCACCUGCCUGCUCUACCUGGCCCUGGACGUCUACUUCCCGCAGAUCAGCAGCGUGAAGGACCGGAAGAAGGCCGUCCUGUCGGACAUCGGCGUCUCGGCCUUCUGGGCCUUCCUCUGGUUCGUGGGCUUCUGCUACCUGGCCAACCAGUGGCAGGUCUCCAAGCCCAAGGACAACCCACUGAACGAAGGGACGGACGCAGCCCGGGCCGCCAUCGCCUUCUCCUUCUUCUCCAUCUUCACGUGGGACUACAUGGACCCCAGCCAGGACUCCAGCAUGCCUUAUGCCCCCUACGUGGAGCCCAGCACCGGGCCAGACCCCGCCGGCAUGGGCGGCACCUACCAGCAGCCGGCCAACACCUUCGACACCGAGCCCCAGGGCUACCAGUCGCAGGGCUACUGAGCUGCAGUGACCACCUGCCCCCGCCCCGCCCCAGUGGCCCCCCUGCCCCUUCCCUCCACACCCAGCGCCCCCGCUCCCCCCCAGGCUGCCCUGCCCGGCACCUCCAGGUUGUUGCACUGAGGCCCAGGGCAGCUUGGGCGGGAUGGGGCAGUAAGGUGCUGGGGCUGUCUACACGUGUGUGCAGGUGUGUCCAGCAGGGCUCUGGGGUGUUUGUGUUCAUUCCUUGUAUCUUCGAGCCUUCGUCAGGCACCUCCUGUAUGUCAGGCCUGUGCUUGGCACGAGUGCUGAAGGACAGAUGGUCCCCAGAAAGGGGGAUGAGCGGCGGAGGAGGUCCCGCUGGUCCCACAGGUGGGCACGGAGGGAAGGAUCCCCCAGAAGAUGCCGGGGAGGUUUGGCUGAGGGGUGUGAGCACCCACAGGACCCUGGGGGCCGUCACCUGCUAGGAGUGACACAGCCGCCCUGCUAGGAGGGUUGGGGCUGUCUGCCUUUUAUGGCCGAGGAAACUGAGGCCUGGAGAGGUCCGGGUCACUCGCCCAGGGUCAUGCGGCCAGCCAGUGAUGGGGGUGGGGCCAAGCCCAGGCCACCUGACGACAGAGCACCUGCUGUCCCCGUCCUCCCCGCCUCCCCUGAUCCCUGGGCGGGGGGCUCCACCGUUCAGUGCUCCUGUCACUCUGAGAGGUCUUGGGGACCUCAGCCCGUGAGACACCCUGAUUCUGCUGCAAGCCAGGGGCCUGCUCUGCCCCUGCCCCGCCUGUGCCCCCUGCAGCGGGACAGCCCUGCCUCCAGGCCCCUCUCCCCACACCCUGCCGGCCCCUCCCCGGCCUUAUCGGGGCAGGAGAGCCUUGAGGGCUGCCUCACCCCGCAUACUGCUCUGAGCUCUGCGCUGUGCGGGUCCCCGCAGGAGCGCCCGCGCCCCUUGGUGGCUUCCCAGGGGACUGACCACUGUCCCUGCCUCUAGGAGAGGCCCGCUAAGUCCCUACCUGGAACUGGGUGGACAAGGAAGCCCAGAGGGGGAGCACCCGGCCCAAGGUCACAGUGAGUGAGUGGCAGAGCUGGGCUUGCUGCCUGGGCUUCUUGGUCCCAGCCACCUAGCGAUGCCCUGUUCCCUGCCCUUGUGACCUCCCAGGAAACAGAACUGAUCUGGGACACUGUGUCAUCUUUCCCUCCUCUGGGAUGGCCAAGGACAUGGAGCAUCCCUCCUCUGGCCUCCCAGAAGGCCUACCACUCGGCCAGUCCCUCUGUGGGGAGACAGGGGCUCUAGAUCCAACAGGGCCAGCCUGUGAGCUGCUGCCAUGGGACAAACUGUCCCCAAGAUGAACGGUGAGAGCCCCUGGGGCAUGGAAGGCUUGGGGAGAUGACAGGCUCUAGGAGAGAGGAUGGCAGGUGUUCCCAAAGGCAUAGGAAGGGUUGUGGGGGGAGGGGGGGAAUCUUGCACAACAUGGGUGCUCUGCUGAGCCUUAAGCAACAGGGAGGCCUUGAAGGGAGAGAGGCAGGGGCGACCUGGGGCCCAGCAGCCACCAGCCGGUGCCUCGGGGAGCAGGCAGCAGGGUUGUGGGCCGCCUGGUGCUGGAUGUUCCUACCACCGGCCCCCCCAGGAACCCCAGGGCAGGUAGUGUUUGCUCACUUGUCUCUUGAUGCAGCAAUUAUGAGGCAUCUGUGCCCGGAGUACAGAGGGUGGGAUCCCUGCCCUUGAGGAGCUGGCAGGCGUCAGAAAUGAGCACUAAACCAGCAGCUGCACCAGGGUCCAUAACGGGGCGAUGCGCCAUGCGAUUGCCAGACGGGCCAAGGCCCUGUGAGGAGGGACCCUGAAGACAGGCAGGAGUCAGCAGGGCAGUGAGGGGAGGAGAGGGAAUUUCCUAGGCAGAGAAGUAGCAUCACUGUCCCCACUUAACAGAAGGGGAAACUGAGGCUCAGAGAGUGCGAGUGAAUUAGCAGUGGAGUGUGGAUUGGGUCUUGUCAAGUCUUCCCAAGGGACAGCAGUGACAGGAGAGGACCCCAGAUAAUUGAGUGACAGCUGCACGUUGCUGGCUUCAAUUUUCCACAUCUGGGCAAAGGGCUCUAUCUGGUUCUCUCCCCCGGGGGACCCAGGUGGGGACAGGAUGGGGUCACGGUGUCUGCCAGGCUGAGCAGUGGAACCUGUACCAGACCAGAGGUUGGCAAAGCAAGUAAGGGUGGGGGUGGGCGCGGCUGCAUUUCUAGCAGAGAGAAGUUCUGUGCCCACACAGCAUGCUGGGAGAAGUCCUCCCCUUCACCCACUCCCCACCAAAACCCUCCCUUUCUGAUGGGCACUGGGAGACCUCAGGGUGCUGCCCAUCUGUUCCCCUGGGCACCAACCAGCUGCUGGUGAUGCUGGGCUAGAGGGCAGGAUACCAUUUAAGCUUCACCCAACCCUUGAGUAUUUAGUACAGAAGCUCCUUGCCCCCCAUAAUGGGAACGUUUACAAGACUGUGCCAGGGGCAGGGGGUGCUGACUCUUGCCACUUGGCACUCCCCGCUCGUCCUGGGGUGCCGUCCAGGCAGGAUCGCGUGGUCAGGCUGUGCGGUGGUAGGAAUGAGAAACAGGAUGAGAGAUUGGAGGGCAGGGUUUGACUGAGACCCAGAGCUCCUGACUCCCCUGAUGGGUUGGAGGCCCUGUGCCAUGGCUUCACUGAGGACAGCCCAGCUGGGGACCCCCAGCUCAGAGCCUGUGCUCACAGGCCAGCGGGAUCCCCUUUUCCCUCCCUGCUGCUCCGCUCUGCCUCCCCUUUGCUUCCAAGCCCUUCCUUGGAGAAGGGCACCCCUGCACUUUGACCUUGCUGAGUUGGGGCUCCCUUCUCUCAUCAGGCACAAGAGAGGGCUGAGGAAAACUGGGUUCCACACAAGUGAAGAGCUGCAAGGACCCUUAGGGGCAACAGAACCUGGGCCGGGAGACAGUGACCUGUCCAAAGUCAAGCCCAGAGCUAGGGGUUCCUGAUCCAGGUGUCCUGCUUCUGACGUGACACUGACCCUGCACCGUUACAGGACACCUGCCCGUGUAUGGCUCCUAGUCCACCUGGGGGGGGGGGGCGUAACAAUUGAGGGACUAAUUCCCAGGGUACUGGCAUCUGCUCCCCACUGCAACCUUCCCUGGUGAUUCUUGAUCUUCAAAGACUAUUGGGGGUCCCGGGCUUCCCCUAUAUAACCAAGAGCCCCCACACUACACCUCAGGGGCCCCUAAGCUUGGCCCAAGACCCCUUUGAUUCUCUAAGGAGCACAGAGGGGGAGCACCUCUCCCCAGAGUUUAUGGGAGGAUGGACUUGUCCAUCUGUCUCCUGGCGCUGCCCCUUGAUGUGACACUCCCAUCCCCUGGUGCCCACAGCCCUGGUCUGGGUGGCCCGGCCCUUCCCGCAGCGUUACUGCCUGUGUAUAGUAUAAAUAUAUAUAUUUUCUACAUAUAAGAUGUAUAAUAUAAGGCUCCACAAAUAUAUCUCUGUGUGUGCGUGUGUGCAGUGAAUGGCGGUCCCCAUCCUGGGCCCCCACUCUGGACUCCCCCCACCACCUGGUUAAGUCUCUCAAGAGUGAAUCCAGUGGCCCUGUGGCACCCUUCUUUAUGACAUCCGUCCAUUUGUGGUGAACCAAGUGAAGGUGGUGACUUCUGGUGACAUAGUAAUAAAGUGAAGACUCAAUCCCACCAGUGGA